Molecule: messenger RNA, 2137 nt
Organism: Triticum aestivum (bread wheat)
Lineage: Eukaryota; Viridiplantae; Streptophyta; Magnoliopsida; Poales; Poaceae
Product: protein FAR1-RELATED SEQUENCE 5
Exons: 2
Coding region: 41-2017 (658 amino acids)
Molecular function (GO): zinc ion binding
Source: RefSeq, a predicted model, not a curated record
UCCUCACACAGAAGUGAAAUACCUUCGUUCUCAUAAGCACAUGACAGAGGAGGAGAAGCUCCUAAUCCGAACAUUCAAUACUGUGAAGCUACCAACAAGAAAAAUAAUGGCAAUCCUAAGUUACUUGAGAGGUGGAAACACUCCUUAUACCAAAAAGCAUGUCAGCAAUGUUAGGACAGCCAUUGGCAAAGAGAGCAAUCAAAAUGACAUGAUGCAGGUGCUAACAUAUUUCAGGAAGAGACAAGCUAAAGAUCCACAAUUUUACUAUGCGUUCAAGACAGCUAAAGUCUCUGAUGAAGCAAGUAAAGUUUUGUGCAUUUUCUGGGCUGAUGGGUAUUCUAGGAAGAUGUACGAGCUGUACGGAGACUGCCUCAGCUUUGACACAACAUUUAAGACAAACAGAUACAACCUUCCAUUUGCUCCCUUUGUUGGAAUCACAGGACAUGACCAAAACUGUUUGUUUGCUUGCUCUAUCAUUGAGAAUGAAAUAGCUGACACCUUCCAAUGGUUGUUUGAGAUGUUCUUGCAUUGCAUAGGUGGCAAAUCUCCAUCCACAAUCAUCACAGAUGAGGAUGCUGGGAUGAAGACAGCUAUCCCUCUAGUUUUCCCCCAUAUCUGUCACAGACGUUGUUUGUUUCAUAUUAAAAAGAAGGCCGAGGAAAAAUGUACUAGGACUUUUGCUGCAAAUAAAACCCUGCAUGAUGAUUUCAGUGACAUCAUACACAACUCUCUGACGGUGACUGAGUUUGAGAACUUGUGGACACAGAUGCUCCAGAAAUACAACAUUGGGCAUGUGAAGUAUUUCCAAAUCAUGUGGAAGAAAAGGAAAAGGUUUGUCCCUGUGUAUUUCAAGAAGAACUUCUUCCCCUUCAUUCACUCUACUGCACGUAGUGAAGGCACCAAUGCCAUAUUCAAGGACAACAUCACGUCAACUCACAAUGUGAUAAGCUUCCUACAAGAGUACCAGAAGAUUUCAGAAACUAUACAAGAUAAGGAGCGGGAGCAAGACUCUAUCACUAGAACAACUUCGCCAACAUUGUGGGCACGAAGUGAACUUGAGUUGCAAGCUGAAAAAAUGUACAACCGAAAGAUAUUUUAUAGAUUCCAACAACAGAUAAAGUUUGUGUUGAAUUUGCAUGUUGAAGAGGUUGAGAGAAAUGUGAAAUAUGAAGUUUACAAGACACCAAUGCUAGCUGAAAAAGAUUUCAGAACAAGAAGAUUUGUUGUGAUUGUGAACAUGCAGCAACAGGAGUUCAGUUGUAUUUGUGGGAAAUUUCAGAAGGAUGGCAUUGUGUGCAGCCAUGUCUUGAGAGUACUUUCUCAUCUCAACAUGUCUACGCUGCCAGAGAAAUAUUACAUAGACAGGUGGAGGCCAAAAAAUACAAAGGACAUACGGGACAUCCGUUUCAAUGUUCCUUUGGAACUGACUGCUGGAAGUCAACACUUAAGGUAUACCUUGCUCUCCAACAGGCUCAAUGAGAUGGCCUCAGAUGGUGCAUCAACAAACAGAAAAUAUCUAUAUGUUGUAGCAGAAAGUGAAAGGGUGCAACAGAGGUUGGAUGAGAUGACUAAAGAAGAUGAACUUGCAGAAGCACAACAAGCAAAUAUUGACAAGGACACAACAGAGUUUGAUGCAGGACCGCAUCCUGAUGGCUAUGGGGACAAUCUUCAGGAUCCUGAUGUUGCAGUAUCAAAAGGGCGUCCAAAAAAAGGACGUUACAAAACUUUCAUGGAAGGUUUACUAUCUAAACAGAAGUCACAUGCAGUCGUUGUGGGGAGCCUGAUCACUAUAAAAAUAGUUGUACGGCAAGACCUGAAGAUAUCGAUUUGGCUCACAAAGAAAAAGUCAGCCGCAAACAUGUCUCAGCCUCUGCUGGGACAUCUACAGAGAAGCAGCCAGCUCAUGCAAAACCGAGCAAGAAGGCGAGAAAAGGAAACUGAGAAACUGGGUGCUACAAGUUCAAGAAGGCAUUGGUCUGGUUUUUUGAUUGUCCCUGCGAGCACUGAAAAAAUGUAAAAAUGAGCCAAGUGUGGUCCUCGUUCUGCCAACGAACAGAAACCAAAGAAAAGAACUAUAUGAUGGUUCAUGGAUGAUAGCACUUUUGCUAUACUAUUUUAAGAAAAAUGCUGAUGUUUC